UUGAAGAAAAUAAAAAAUAAACAUAGACUUGAUAAUUACAAAGAGGAAUCUUUGAUAAUUACGCGAAUAUAUUUUUUCGAAAAUAAUGGAUAUGGGAGAAUAUUGUUAUAAUGAGAAAGAAGAGGUACAUAUUUCCAACGAUGGUUCAUUCAACUCAAAAUAUGGGAUCUUUCAGUGUAAUGGUAGAGGAAAAAUCAGUAGUUCUAGAUCAAAUCUCAGAAGAAAAAGGAGCUAAUGGAAGAAGAGAAUAUGAGGAGGAUAUAGGGUUCAUAGAUGGCUUUGAACAGUUUAUACAUAAAAAAGAAGUUUUUGAAAGAGAUGAAUUAAUAAUAAAAAAUGAAGAAAGUAAUUCAGAUUGCUUAGUUACUGAAGUCGGUGCAAGUCAAUUAUUAUCUGCCUCUUUUACAGAAGAAUUGCCUCUUUCAUUGGAAACACCGAUAAAUCACUUAAAAAGUGAUAAAAGUCACAGGGAUGAUUAUCGUGUAGGUAAAGAAAAUUAUCUUGAAAAAUAUAUGGUAGAUGGUUACGCUUUCAGUCAGAAAGAAUACAAUGAAGGACUUCUGCCUAGACAAAAACUUGAUCAUAUAGAAUCUGUUCACUUGAAUACUGAGCAUUAUCAGUGUGUCUAUUGUGAUUAUUCCUCAAAUAGAAAAGGUAACCUUCAACAUCAUGUGGACUAUUUCCAUAUCAGGAAACACAAGUGUCAAGUGUGUGGUUAUGCUUCGAAUAUGAAAAGUAGAGUAAAUAUGCACAUAAAAUCUGUUCAUUUGAAAUUAAAAGAUCACAAGUGUCACUUAUGUGAAUAUGCUGCAACUAAGAAGAAAGAUCUUGAUGUACACAUAAAUUUUGUUCAUUUGGAAAGUAAGGAACACAAGUGCGAGCUAUGUGAAUAUGUCGCAAGUAGAAAAGAUCACCUACAAAAGCAUGUCAAUGCAGUCCAUUUAAAUAUCAAGAAACACAAGUGUCACUUAUGCGAAUAUGCUGCGAAUGAAGAAAGAAUCCUCAAAGAUCACAUAUCAGCCGUUCACUUCAAAAUCAGAGAACAGAAAUGUGACUUAUGUGAGUAUGCAGCUAGUCGGAAAAGUCAACUUAAUUUGCACAUGAAAUCUGUUCAUUUGAAAAUUAAUGAGCACAAGUGCCAACUAUGCGAUUAUGCUGUGAGUCAGAAAAUUAGACUUGAUAUGCACAUGAAAUCAGUCCAUUUGAAAAUUAAGGAUGAAAAGUGUAAUUUUUGUGAGUAUGUUACAUGUAGAAAACAUGACUUGCGGAAGCAUGUAAACUUAGUUCAUCUAAAUAUCAAGAAACACAAGUGUCACUUAUGCGAAUAUGCAGCCAGCGAGAAAAAAAGCCUUGAAGAACACAUAACAGCCCUUCAUUUGAAAAUUAAGGAUCACAAAUGUCACUUAUGUGAGUAUGCUGCUAGUCGGAAAAGUCAACUUGAUAAGCACGUAAAAUCAGUUCAUUUGAAAAUCAAAGAUCACAAGUGCCACCUAUGUGAUUAUGCUGCGAGUCAAAAAAUUAAAGUUAAGAUGCACAUAAAUUCAGUUCAUUUAAAGAUUAAAGAUCAUAAGUGUCAUCUAUGUGAUUAUGUUACAUGUAGAAAAUUUGACCUGCAGAAGCAUAUUGACUCUGUACAUUUGAAUAUCAAAAAACACAAUUAACAUCCAUCGUUAUAAAUAAAAAAAAAAUUGAUAUCCUGUAGAUUCUGUAAAAUAUAUGUGUAGAAGUUUUGGAUUA
This is a messenger RNA of Coccinella septempunctata (seven-spotted ladybird), 1737 nucleotides long. Its product is annotated as zinc finger Y-chromosomal protein-like. Bases 111 to 1661 code for a protein of 516 amino acids. Gene Ontology annotation, biological process: regulation of transcription by RNA polymerase II. Gene Ontology annotation, molecular function: DNA-binding transcription factor activity, RNA polymerase II-specific; RNA polymerase II transcription regulatory region sequence-specific DNA binding. Gene Ontology annotation, cellular component: nucleus. The record is from RefSeq and is a predicted model, not a curated record. NCBI's taxonomy places the organism in Eukaryota, Metazoa, Arthropoda, Insecta, Coleoptera, Coccinellidae. The transcript is spliced from 2 exons.